This is a messenger RNA of Myotis daubentonii (Daubenton's bat), 1468 nucleotides long. RefSeq names its product mitochondrial ribosomal protein L37 (gene MRPL37). Gene Ontology annotation, biological process: translation. Gene Ontology annotation, molecular function: structural constituent of ribosome. NCBI's taxonomy places the organism in Eukaryota, Metazoa, Chordata, Mammalia, Chiroptera, Vespertilionidae. The record is from RefSeq and is a predicted model, not a curated record. Gene Ontology annotation, cellular component: mitochondrion; ribosome.
CCUCUUUCGUUCCCAGCAGGCUUUGCGCACGGGAAGAUGGCGGCGUCCUGGUGGAGGUCUUGAGGAGAGCAAGUCGGCAGGCAUGGCGUUGGCGUCGGGGCCCGCCAGGCUGGCGCUGGCUCGCCCCGGACAGCUCGGCCUUGGGGGCUGUGGGGCCCCGAAACGCGGGGCGUACGAGUGGGGCGUCCGCUCCACGCGGAAGCCCGAGCCUCCUCCCCUGGACAGGGUGUACGAAAUCCCUGGACUGGAGCCCAUCACCUACGCGGGGAAGAUGCACUUCGUGCCAUGGCUGGCGCGGCCGGUCUUCCCGCCCUGGGAUCGCGGCUGGACGCAUCCAAGGUUCUGCCAGCCGCCCCCCGUGCACGAGCAUCCGCUGUACAAGGACCGGACCUGCCACACCUUCCACCAGCGCUGCCGCCUCCUGGAGGGUGUAAAGCAGGCCCUCUGGCUCACCAAGACCAAGUUAAUUGAAGGUCUUCCCGACAAAGUACUUAGCCUUGUUGACGACCCACGGAACCACAUAGAGAACCAAGAUGAACGCGUUCUGAACGUGAUCUCUCAUGCCCGUCUCUGGCACUCCACUGAAGACAUCCCCAAGAGAAAGACCUAUUGCCCCGUCAUUGUGGACAGCCUGAUACAGCUGUGUAAAUCCCAGAUUUUAAAGCAUCCUGCUCUGGCCAGGCGGAUCUGCGCCAAAAACUCCAGGGUAUCCACCACCUGGAACCGAGAGUCUGCUCUCCUUCAGGUCGAUGGUAUUAGCGGAACCCGGCUGAAUGCCAAGGAUCCUCUGCCCCCCAUCGCCUCCAGAGAGGAAGUUGAAGCUACUAAGAAUCAUGUUCUCGAGACGUUCUAUCCCAUAUCUCCCACUAUUGGUCUUCAGGAAUCCAAUGUUUAUGAUGAGAAAGACGACACAGGUUUCCAGGAGGGUUAUCCUUACCCCUAUCCCCACACUCUGUAUUUGCUGGAGGCAGCCAAUAUCCGACCGCUACGCUUUCAACCAGAUCAGCUGAGGGCCAAGAUGAUCCUGUUUGCCUUUGGCAAUGCCCUGGCCCAGGCCCGGCUUCUCUAUGGGAACGACGCGAAGGUUUUGGAGCAGCCAGUAGUCGUGCAGAGUGUGGGCACUGAUGGCCGAGUCUUCCACUUCCUGGUCUUACAGCUGAACACCACAGAUCUGGCCUCUAGUGAGGGCAUCAAGAAUCUGGUCUGGGUGGACUCAGACCAGCUCCUCUAUCAGCAUUUUUGGUGCCUCCCGGUGAUCAAAAAGAAGGUGGUGGUGGAACCUGUUGGGCCAGUUGACUUCCAGCCGGAGACGUUCAAGAAGUUUUUAGCUCUUUAUCUGCACGGUGCUGUGUGAGCCAAGGCCCUUUCUGAGGCCCGAAAUCCUCUCUCCCUCCCCCACGGAAGAUGCUGCAUCCUGGGCUGAGCCUGGGGUCCCCCUGACAAUAAAGUGUGCUUCCGGUGCACUGGA